This is a messenger RNA of Trematosphaeria pertusa, 435 nucleotides long. RefSeq lists its product as uncharacterized. The record is from RefSeq and is a predicted model, not a curated record. The transcript has a single exon. Lineage: Eukaryota; Fungi; Ascomycota; Dothideomycetes; Pleosporales; Trematosphaeriaceae. The coding region runs from base 1 to 435 and encodes 144 amino acids.
AUGACAAUUCGCGGACGACAGGGCCCGCCGCAUUGGCAGCGGGAUCGCAGUGCAGAUCCCUCAGUACAGAUCCCAACGUACGGCGUCCUGGCGCACAGCAUACGCACCAGCACCAUGGACACGGGCAAGUUCGAAGAAAAUAGAACCCAGAUCCCGGAGGACAACAGACCGUUCAGACCCCGGGCGGACAUAGAACGCGUAGAGUGGCUGACUAGAGACACGUCUGUAAAGACCACAGCAACCUUUGCCAUCGAGUUCACCAAGCCAGAGGAUGCAGACGAGAUCGUCGACGAGGAUCUAAUCUGGCAGAGCAGCAAACAAACAGCGCAUGUACGAGAGACUGUUGAGGCAAUCCAUAAGGCUAUGGACAAAACAGUCCAACAAACACGCCCCUCGAAUCGGAGCAAAGUGGAAGGGAGGAAGAACGCAAAGUAG